This is a messenger RNA of Xyrichtys novacula (pearly razorfish), 24929 nucleotides long. Lineage: Eukaryota; Metazoa; Chordata; Actinopteri; Labriformes; Labridae. The record is from the annotation of a GenBank genome assembly.
AUGUCUCAGGUGGAGAAGAAAGCAGGGCUGCUGCGGAGGACCUCAUCCUCCAAGAAACCCCUGAAAGAGAAGGUGGUGCUGAUGUAUGAUGAGAUUUUUGCGGUAAGUAUUACAGUGAAAGACUGCUUUUUACUGAACAUUGAAGAGUAAUUUGAGUAACAGUAAGUUUAAACCAAGUUCUGCCCUUUUUUAUUGAAUUAGAAAGAGGAUCCAGCCAAAAACAACCCUCGCUUCUGGGAUGAACUGUUUCUCAUGAAGGUAAAGUGAAUGGGACUUGACGAAGUUACACACUGUUGGUUUGAAAUGGUCUCUUGUUCUGUGAAGUAAAAACUGUAUCGUACUGCAGAAACAGUAAAGCUAAAAGAGACAUAUAGUGGCUAUAAAAAGUCUGCACACCCCCAUUCGACUGCCUGGUUUUAGUGAUGUAAGAAAAUGACAGAAAGAUAAAUAUUUUCACAACUUUUUCCACCUUUAAUGUGACCUAUAACCUGAACAACACAAUUGAAAAACAAACUGAAACCUUUAAGGGGAAAAAUAAACAAUAGAAAAGUUAAAAUAACCUGGUUGCAUAAAUGUGCACACCCUUAAAUGAAUACUUUGUUGCCGCACCUUAGUCUUUUAUUACAGCACUCUUACAAGUUACUGCAUCUGUGCGGUCUUUGUGUCUCUUGGAUGUUUUGUUGUAAGGCGUUGCGCUAGAGAAAGCGGGCUGAAUGGUCGGCUGUUUCAGCUGCACAGACGCCAUGGGCUCCUUGCUCUGCUUGGGGUUUGUAACCUUUUGCGUUGCGCAUGCUCUGCUGCAUGGCACUGCUUCAGGUGGUGAAAAAGAUUUGAGGUAUUCCCCAACCUUGUGAGAACAUGUACUCGAGAUAAUCUGCAGUGCACAUUACUCUGCUUCAUGUCCGACCUCAAAAAAACAAAAAUACCUCCACACCACCGACGUUUUCGUGCCAAUGUUGUAGACGACGUCGUCAUCUGUUGAGCCUUCAUCUGCAUUUCUGCCGGGGGUAGCUCUCAUUUUCUUUUUUCUCACUGACUAAUUCAGCACAUGAUUGGCUCACCAUGAAUUGGACCCGUAGCAACUCCCCAAACAUGGUACAUUGCUGGCUAUUAAAAAGGAUAUUGACCAUGUUUCAUUUUGAUAUUGAGGGAAAUUAAUUUUCGAUAUUUAUAUAUCGUUAUUGUUUUAUCGCACAGCCCUAGCUGUGGUACGUUAGAGGAUUAUCAAUUCAUCCAUACAUACCAACAAUGUUAUAUUUAUGUAGAGCUAGCAGGAAUGUGUGUUUACAUCGAUAAGAGGCCCCCUGUUCAACGUGUAGAAAAGCAAGAUCGAGGCCUCAUCCCCAAAAAAUUGACCUCACAACUUGAAAUCUCACAAUCUGCAGUUUUAUAUUGCAACACAAAGGGAAAAAUUGUGGUAAAGCUAUGUGCUUGUAGACUUUUGAAACUGCUCCAGGAGGUUAUAGUAAACUGUCUUUCAUUACAUUCCUAUAAUUCUUAUGCCUGAUUUUGCCUCAUGUUGUAAAUUUCCUGAGGGAACCUUCUAGAAAGGAUCAAUAAAGUUCUGUCUAAUCUAAUCUGAUCUCUAAUAUAACCGUACAGUCUUCUCCUAUCUGUCCGCCAUGCUACAGGUGAACCUGGAGUACCUGGAGUCCAAGUUGGAGAGUGUUGACGGGGAGGAGGUCCAGCGGAUCCAGGACAACAUCAACUCUCUGUUCCACCACUGUGUUCAGGCACUGGGAGAGGAACACCAGAUCAAAGUGGUCAAUGCCCUGCAGGUAGAGCUAUGCAAUGAAUUAAUUUUCUUGCUUAAACCAAUUGUGAGGAUAAGAAUGAUAUUUAAAUGAGACUAUUUUUCAGUCUUACUUGGAUUAUUAAUUCUUGCAACUGCCAGCGUCUGGAGUUCAUUGUUACACAAGAGUUAUUUUAUGUUCACAUGAAUGUAAAUAUCAAAGCAGUGCGAAAAGUAAUUGGUUAGUUCCUAUGAAAUACCAUCAAUAGUCUAGAAGUGGUUCAAUUUUUAAACCUACUACAUGGAGCAAGCCAUUAUCAUCUUUAAAGUUUGUCUCAAGUCUGUGACAACUGAAAGCAGCAGUACAGCUCAAAGAAGAAACUGUUAGAAAAGAUAGGUUUCUAAAAUCUGCAGGUUUACACAGAAGCUAGUUCUUCAAGUUCAAAUCUCCAUGUGCAAAUAUACACAGUCUGCUUGGCAACGACAAGUGAAAAACGGGGUGAGAUUCAGGCAGUUAAUACUAUUAAAGAAAUCCUCAUAAGUUCUAAAAGAGGGUCUAUUGUAAGAAAUACUUUGUGGGCCAUAACACCCUGAUCCUAAAUAGUCAUCAAAACUUUUGAAGGAUCACGUUUCCCUAAUAGAGGUGACCACAGCUCAUGUUGAAAACCCAGUGCAAUCUUACAAAUAUUACAAUACUUGAAAGAGUCUGGCCUGGGAGGGUUGACCGACAAUAAAAAAAAUUGCCAAAAGGACUUUUAGUUUUUUUCUGGCAGUCAUUUUGGUCCUUUGCUUUCCUCCUCAGACUCUCUGUGCACUUUUCCGAGGGGUUCACCAGAAGAACAAAUCUGCUUCUGGCUUUGACAUCAUCAACAUGUUGAUGGGGUUCGACAAAGCUGAACAAAGAAUGAAGGUGUGUGUUUACAUUUUCUAUAAUCAGGGAAGAAGAGAGACACAUGGUUUGGAUUCAUGUCAUGUAUAAUGUGUGUUAUUGUUUUUGUGUCCUGUAGGACCUGAUGGAGAGACUGGACAGCCUUCUCUGUGGAGAUGGGUCAGAGAGUCUGAAGAGCUUGUGUCUUACGCUGCUGCUGUGUCUUGUGACGGUGAGAAAGUCGAUAACAAACAGGAACUUCUAGUGUAAUGUGAAAGACUUCGGGGAAUGCUAAUUGUGAAUUAUUUGUUUGCAGGUAACAGAUAACAUCAGUCAAAACACCAUACUGGAGUAUGUUAUGAUCAACAGCAUCUUUGAAGCCAUUUUGCAGGUGCGUGAUAUGCAAAAGGCUGUGACUAAAAUUAGAAAGUGAAUCUUAUUUUUUACUAAAUUCAGGAAUCUCUGCCUUAUCUCCUCCUCAGAUUCUGUCAGAUGUGUCCAGUAGAGGGCAGCAUGGCUAUGAUGCUGUGGUUCUCCUGGCCUUGCUGGUCAACUACAGGAAAUAUGAGGUAUGGGUUCAGAUACUCAGAUGAUGCUGUAGGCCAUUCAACAGAGGUGAACACAAUAAAAACAGCACCUGAAGGUUGUUUUAGAGCCGGAUGGUUGGUAUGGGUUUUGUAAACCAGCUUAGUGAGUAUUGUUCCUUGAAUAUGUAAAAAUCAAAAAUGUCUGUAGAAAAAACAGAUGCAUCCACAAACACUCUAGAGGGAUAUUCCGGCAUAAAAUUAAUUUAGGGUCAACCACACUGAAACACCAAGUUAGAUACCCCCUUGAGAGAUGAACGUUGCCGUCAUCAAACGUCUUUUUAGCUUUGCCUCGUUUCUUUAGUAAAGGGACCAAAUACAACUCACCCACUCUCCUCCAGCAGCUGCUUGUUUGUGGGGGGAGUCCCGAUGAGUCGAUCACGGAGUGCAGUGGAUCAUUUCAUGUCAUAAUAAUUUUUUCACUGCAGACGUGCUAGUUCUUCUGCCUCAGCGUCUCGAUCUGAUUGCAUUUCCAUGGAGUAAUAAUCUUAAAUGUUCUUCCUUGAGCUGCGGAACUCUGCUGCACUUGGUGAUCGACUUGUCAGGGCUGCCCCACAAACAAGCAGCUGCUGGAGGAGAGUGGGUGAGCUGUGUUUGGUCUCUGUGCUGAAGAAACCAGGCAAAGCUAAAAAGAUGUUUGGUGGCUAAUACUAUGGCUGGGACUCUAUAUGUACGGUCAAUCCAGGAAGUGACCAGGGAGUGAACUAAAAUAGCAGAAGAGGUUGGAGUGAGAGGUGGAGGAAGGCAGAACUUUGACAAAACUUUUGUUCCAUAUUUCAUAGUACAGCUCAAAGUUGCUGCUUCAGUCUUCAUUGUGUAGUUUUUGCUGCUUAGAGUUGUGCAGGUUGAGCUGUCAGAACUUGAAGCUGUUUUUUGUGUUAGAGUUUUCAUUAUUGAAUCGUUACUGUUUAAGAAAUACUCCCUAUUGAGUCAUUGUCAUUGCUGUUCUCAUCGUGGAUGAAGGAGAAUUUGAGUAAACUCUAGAGUUUAGUGUUUGUAACAAAUUACUGAGAGUUUCUAAUGUCACUGAUGUGUGUUUUUCAGUCUGUGAACCCGUACAUAGUAAAGCUCUCCAUUGUGGAUGAUGAGCCAACACUUGAUGUAAGUAUGAAACAGUAGAAUAAGCGAUAACAGACAGGUUAUCAAAGUUUGGACUAAAACUCUGGAUGCUUUCUUCCAGGGGAUGGGGAUGGUUGUCCACCAAGCUCUGACAGAAUAUAACAGGUAAGAUUUAAAAAUGUCCAAGCAUCCAAGACGUGUUUUUAUUGACUAAGUACAUGGUGAGCUAAGGACACAGGCGUCAUCAGUUUAGUUUGAUGUCUAUUUCCAUUCUCCUGAAUAAAACAACAAAAACGUUUUAUUCUUUGGGUUAUUUAUAUCUGACAUUUUUCUUUGUCUGUCAGUAAUGUUUUUUUUUUUGGAUGAGGCAGAGGUCUGAAAAUUAAAAUGCUGUUUGUGAAGCCUGCAUGUGUCGACAGAUGCAUCAAAGUGAUGGAUGAUGUCUCUGUACAGUUCAUUGUUUUUGUGUAUAAACCGAAUACUGCUUAGAUAAUAAAUAGCAGUGGGUUGAAGGAGAUGUUAGGGAAGUGUGUGUUAGAGUACAAGUGCUAUGUUUAAGUGGAAUCAUAUAUCUCUGUCAGAGCUGUUGUACAGCCCUGUCAGUUAAUUUCCCGUUUCCUUCAUUUUUUAAUUACUUAAGUCUUUCUUUACUCGACCUUUUAGGCAGUACAAAGACAAAGAGGAGGAGAACCAAGGUGGCUUCUUCUCGACCCUCACUAGUAUGGUAAGAUCUUACUUUAUAUUAUUAUGAUAGACAUUUUUUAAGAUUGCUUUACCCUAAAUAACAUUCAUGUGCCACAUUUGAUGAAAUGCUUUUUAAAGAGCUGAUAAGAGAUCUUUCUGCUUACAGGUGGGAAGCAUGUUCAUCGCUGACGCUGACGAGAAACUCUCUGUACAGUAAGUAUAACAUCAUAAACGUUUAAGUCGUAAGCCAGACUAAAUUGGAUAGCAUGGAUGAGAAAGUCCGUUACACCUGUGAGCUUAGUCUGUCUUCUGUUUAGGGCUGUAAAGUCCUAGUCAUCUGGUUCACUUAUUGGUCGAUGCGUGCUGAGUCGACCAAAAUUCUAAAUGGUCAACUCGAUUUUUUCCGCGUCAAUUUACAGUCUAUGGUUAAUUUCAUCAGGAGAAACGUACCAAGUGAUAAUGGUGAUGUUUUCAGAGCACCCCUGUCUCAGAACACUCCGCUUGUUUUCACCAUUUUGGGUUUGCCCGACCCAUUGGAGACCGGCUGGAGACAGGAAGAUUGAAGAGCGUCCACGUCAAUAAACAUCCGGUGGUUUGCCGAAUAUAGCAUUUGUGUUUAGUUGCCUUCUUGUGCUGAUAUCAGUAUAUUUUCACCCCGCCGAGCUGUGUUGUUGCCUGUCACAGAAGAGUUUGCCGUCAGAGAUGUAAACCCCCCACCCUCCCGUUUUUUUGGUCGAAAAUUCCAGGGCUUUAGUCGACCAAGAAUUUCUUUGUUCUUCUUCUGUCUGAUUGUUUCGGUUACAAAUCUUUAUGUAAUUGAACAUAUAUUCUGUUAGAAUAAACAGCAACACUUCCUGUACAGCAUUAAUCGCACACCAUACAGUCUACAUCAUCUUUAUUCAUCAGUUAAAUAGAAAUUAUAGGUUGAGUUUAAGUCUCUUGCUUGAAGCUGUGAUUACAUGAUUGCGAACUCAAAUGUGAUUUGCUAAAGGCAAAGCUUUGUCGUGUGUUGAGGACAAUAUUUAGUCACAUAAUUGAUUAACAGGUUGAGGUUGUUACCAGGUUAAAUCCAAGUCCCGCUCCUCUGCGCUCUGUUUUGUGGAUAUGGAGGUUCACAGGAUUGUGUCUGUGUGGCCUGCGGCUGCUUAGGAUGAAACCAUGUUCACAAAAAUAUCGAAGCAUCAAAACUUUGAUCACAGCUCCACUUUAGAUUCUGUGACAUAUUACUGAAAAAAAGAACUGUAGGUGAAAAUCGAAUGUAAGUAAUUUGAGAUAUGAUGUAUUGGUUGUUAUGCAGCAGUUAAUGAAACAGAAAAUUAAAAGAGUGACCUGCUGAAGCGAUUGCUGAUAAACUUUCGACACCAGACUGCCCCUCCACUUUUUCCUCAAGUGUGUCUGCAUCACAGCAUGAAGCGUCUUUCUGCCUGGAGUUUUGGAGAUUUAAAAUGAGUAAAUUGAGUCUGACCAUAAACUUUCUUUUCUCUCAAGAACAAAUGAGGCGAUCCUGUUGGCACUUUAUGAAGCUGUGCACCUGAAUCGCAACUUCAUCACUGUGUUGGCUCAGGUAAGAUUUAUUACCUUUUCUCUUCCCCUACUAAAGGACUCAGCCUUUAUUUUCAAGUCAUAAAAAUGCAACUAUCCAAUGUUGAUGUUCGUUUGUUGUUGUUUUUUUAACCUUACUAGGAGAGACUCAGAAGUGUCCCCAAAUUAGUCUUAGGGUUUGUAGAGUCCAAAAGGGUCUGAAAACUACAGCAGGACAUUUUCAAGAGCUUUUUGCCUCGAGAAUACCCUUACAUGUUGAACUUUUAGUCUUUUUACACGUAUCUCAAAGCUCUUUGUAUAAAAAAAACCUUAGCCCAUUUUUCUUUUUACCUUUGGCGUCUUCAGGUCGCAUCUUUUCCAUCCUCCAUCCUCUAAUCAAGUGCUGUGAUUUAUAUGUGAUAAUAUUGGGGAAAAAUGUUUUGAAUAUUUUUUAUUGUGAAGCAAACAGUGUGUCAAAAAUACAUCCAUCUUUGGUUAAUAAAAUGCUCCAAAGCUUUGUAGCAUAAAUAACAAAUGUGUAUUAGUGAGGAGAAAAAGGUUACCUCUUCUCUGACCAUGUAUAAAAGUAGAUGUUAAACCUCUAAAAUUACUAAGUUUUCACACUUCUGUUUGUGCUUUUAUCUAAAACUGUGACUCAAAAUGAAAAUCAUGUGUCCGCCAUCGUAAACUUGACUCUGUCUCUUUCUGUACGAGUUCCUUUUGAAAACUCAACCUCAGUACAUCAGUCGUCCUGCCCCGCUAUCCUUAGAGAAAUGAAAAAUCUGAGGUAGCUUCCACUCUAAAGCCACUGAACCACCGAGCAGCUUUUAAAUAAAUGAGCAGUGGUUAUUAAUGCACCCAUCUGUGUCCAUGUUUUUCUCUGAGACCUCAUGUGACCCUGUCCAGCCUGUGCUUUUACAAGAAACAACUUUUUACUAUUAAUGACUGAACAUGUGUAUAUUUGCUGUUUUAACAGAGCCACCCUGAGAUCAACAUCCCCACCACGCCCACGACCCCGACUCCAACCACCCCCACAACACCGCUUGGUACAACACCGCCUUCACUAGACAGUAAGUUUAACACUUUGUCCGUUUUACAUUUCGAGACUUUAAAGUCCCACUACAAUCGUAUUUUUUUACUAAUUAAAGUGUUCUCAGUGGUCUUAAAUUGUGAUUAGUUUUUAGCCAAAAUCACGUUACUUGUGUCAUUUUUAAGGGUUUUCCUUCUGCAGAGCUCUAGUCGCCUCUGAGUUGUGGACAGACAGCGCUGCUCUGCACACUCAUCUUAGUGCUAGCUUGUAGGCUAACAUUGUCGGUGUAGUAGAAGUAGCAGGUGACAUAAGAGCUAUCCAGCUCUCAGACACUAAUGUCUUUAGUAAAUAUCAUGAUUAGCUUUCUUACAAGCAUUGCAAUCCGCUCUCCUCCUCUCAUCCUCUCUAUUUCUCCGAGCCUGGCCUGCAUGGCGGGGCUCUGAGGGUGGAGCUUGGAUUUGCUAUGUAGGAAAUCUCCCUGUAUCUAAACCUGCCGUUUGGGUCUGCCAGAGAUUCACAACUAUUUGAAUGAAGAAAUACUAAGAAAUGCAAUUUCACACUUAGUUCUCUCAUGAUAUGCCCUAUAGCAUCAGAAAAAUGCCAUAUGAACAUGUAAAGAACAAGAAAAACAUGAUUUUCAUCAGAGUGGAUCUUUAAGAAACUUUGUACUAGAUUCUUCCCAGUUACUCUGUACUUGUUUCAACUCUGCUCUUCAGCUUCCCUGCUGAUUCAUUACUUGUUCAGAGACUGAUAGCUGGUAUUUGGGAGUGAUUUGCAUUGAGAGUAAAAUGAAAAACUUUAUGCCAAAACAUAGAAUUUAAAAUAUGAUAAACUCCAACUCAAAACUUUGCAUAAAUACCUUUUAACAAACCUUUAUUCAAAACCAAAACCUUCAGUUAAGAGUUAACCAGUUUCACAUACAGAACAGUUGUACGCACAUGAACAAGACUCAUCUGGGGUAAAAGUUUUGCAAGAUUUCGCAAAAAAUCCAUUUUUUUCCAUCCAUGUCCCUUCAGGGACUCCGUACAUGAUGACACCUUCCUGAGUUUUUAUUUCUAUCUCUUUGAAUCUCUGCACAAGUGUGUCACAGCAGAGUUCUUCAAAGGUAGAUGUUACCAGCAUGUUCGAAAUCAAGUCAUUCGGCAUGCACACACACUGUAUCUGUUAAAAGGUGCAUGUUUCUAUCUUGGGCUUGCUUUAGACCUGAGAGCCAUUUUCUGUAUUAAAUAUUAACCCACGGCUUUAAAUACAGAUGAAUGUUUGACAUGCAGCCUGCAUUAGGCCUUAUCAUGGGAGCUGCAGCUCUUAGAGGACUGUGUACUCGGAUCAGAAGCGCUCGCACACGUGUAUGUGAGCACAUCAGGGGUAUACUCUCCCUUCCACAGCGCAGCCCCAUGCGAUCAUUUGUUUACUGACAGGGUGGAAACGUUCUGAUCAGAGCGAGAAACGAACAAAAGUGGUUCAGAGGUCAUGAAGGGGCAAUGAAGUCGACUGCCUCAUCUUUUAUCCAUGGAACAAGCUGUAUCUUUAAGCAAGCAGAGAUUUUUUUUAAUGGAUGAAGCAGCUGGUAUUCAAAAGACAGCAACGACAGUAGCUAGUAGUACUGGGACAAAGAAAUCACUUUUUUAAAUGUUAUUUGCCCGAAUGAGCGUUCCCUCCUCCAAGGAAGGGCAACAGCGCUUCUUCUGCUGUUUUUGACAGUUAGCUUUGAGUUUACGCUCAGGUAACUGGGACAUUAUUAUUUAUUCAAUAACUCACUGAACAGUUUUGUGGCUCAGACAUCGGUGUCUUUCUUUGUACUUCAUACAUGUGUAUUCAGCGUGGGAGAAAAUAUCGGGUAGGGAUUGUGCUUGAUCUGAGUUUUCUUUGCUCGGUAGUGAUGAACAACCCUGAGCUGCCCCUGGACCCAAACCUGCAGACUGGUAACCUUCUGAUCACCUUUCUCAAAUACGCCUCCAUCGUGAUGCAGGACACUAAAGGUAAUCAUCUGCAUCCUCUGCCUCUCUGUCUCUGUCAUUCACUUCCCAAUUACUAUUCAUCAGUCCACUUCUCUCGUCUUACAGUUUUCUCACGUCGUUUUAUAAGACAACAGUGACAAAAAAGCUGUCCUCUUCGAUCCUACAAUCUUUAAUGCACUUUUUAUCACACAUACCUAAACUUAUUCUGAUCACAAAACAGCAGAAGGAAGAAAAAAGUUAUAAGUGUUAUAAAUGUUCGUUUCCAGAUGAACAUCGUCUCAACAGCGCCAGACUGUGCCUAAUCAUCCUCACCUGCAUAGCCGAGGUAAGAGAAGAGGGACACUGCAAGGACAUUUCACAAACACAGCUGGACAGUUUUCUGACUACACAUCUGUGUGUCUAUGUGUGUGUGUGUGUGUUAUAGGACCAGUACGCUGAUGCCUUUCUUCAUGAUGACAAUAUGAACUUCAGAGUCAAUCUGCACAAAAUGGUGAGUGAAAACUAUGAACGGUUGUUUUUUGUUCAUUAUUUCUGUACAGAUUAUUCAACAGGAAGCUUCUCUCAGGGUUCAGAGUCUUGUCCAGUGAUGCUAAAGCACAUUGACUUGGGAUGGAACCGCCUGGCUGAGAAAUGACUGUCUCUAACACUGAGAACAUAUCUCUUGUUUAAUGAUGUUUUAUGGGAUAUUUGACAUUGGUUUAUAAUACUUAGUAACGGCUCAAAGUGUGUAAUGUAUUUAAUAUCUGUGUUUGUUUUUUUUUUCAGCCCAUGAGACACAGAAAGAAAGCAGUGGACAAGAACAUCCCUUCAAGGCCGCUGGUGUGUGCGGUCCUAGGUACGAAGAGCAUUUGUUUACGUACUCAAACCAGCUGUUACUUUGAUGUUUCAUAUUUUUUAAGGUUAUUUAAGAGGCUGUCAAUUUCAAUGUACCAUCUGAUUUGAUGCAACAGCUACUAACAAGUUGUUAGUGGGGACUGGAUUACUCUCCCGUCUGCAACCACAGCUCUUCAGUUAUAUUCAGUGCUGAAAGGGAGGAAUUAAGAGACAUUUAAAUUAGUUUAAUUGUAGUUUUGUUGUCUGAUCUCAUACUUGUGUCUUCUCUUUUUCCUCCACCUUCUUGCUUCUUGUUUAGAUCUGAUGGUAGAAUUCAUUGUCACACACAUGAUGAAGGAUUUCCCCAUGGAUUUAUACUUGUAAGAACACACUCACAGUUUUCAGUCUGAUCUUCAUCCAGCUCAAGCCCAACAUAAUAACUGCUUCUGUGUGUUUACUUCCAUUACAGGCGCUGUGUGCAAAUAAUCCACAAGCUGCUGUGCUACCAGAAAAAGUGCAGAAUCCGGUUACACUACACCUGGAGAGAGCUGUGGUCAGGUUAGGAUCCCUCACUGGUCUUUGUUAAUCUGUUUUAAAAUACUGAGCUGGUAGGGAUGAUAGGAUGAUAACAGUCUUAAAGAGAGGACAGAGAGGUCUUCAACAAUGAUUCCAAACUCAGAAUAGUAGGGAGGGAUGUAACUUAAUAUGGCAAGUAGUUCUACAGGUGAGGAUCGGCUACUGCAAAGGUUUGAUCGCCCCUGGUUUUGAGGUGAGUUUUUGGCCUGUGCAGGAGCAGCUGAUUGGUUGACUCAAGUGCUCUACCUGGACUGUCAUGUAGGGAUGGGCGAUAUGGGCUAAAAAUUGAUCACGAUAAGAUUUGCCAUUCUGGUGAUAAUGAUAAAAAUAAUAUAUUUCCAAUCUAUAUUUUUGACUCAUUUUGUCUUUAGAACACCAGUUGAAAUAGUCAAAUAAGAUACUUAACCACAAGUUUGAGUGGUAGGUUAUGGAGGAAACUAUUGACAUCAAACUAGUCUCAAAUGUGAAAACAUUUUCAACAUUUGUUGAAAACUCUUAUUGCACAGAGUGAACAGCAGCAGAUCCACAGUCCGAUGUCAGGCAUACCUAAAUGAAAUCAUCUCAGCCCCAGUCUUGAAGGAAAUCCCUCAUGUGGAGCCUCGUUCAGUAAUGAGCUGCUCAGAAACGUCUUCUUCGUUACCUUCAGCCAUGUUUGUUUGUUAUUCUGCUCUGUGUGGGCAAGUCCAUCGCUCGCACAUACAACAUCAACUUGCAUUUAUUGUAUUUAUCAUAAGAUGGCAAAUAUUUAUCUUGGAGGAUUUUUCUGACUGUAUAUCGUAAAUGAUGAUUUAUCGCUCAUCCCUACCUUGGAGCUGGGGACGCUCAGUUGUUAGACUGGUCGUAGUGUAAUCCAUCAGGUUAAUCAUCCUAAAUUAAUCUUGUUCUUGCUGCUGAACUAAAUUUUGGGGUUUGCCUUUAAUUAUUAAGUUCUUGCAUGAUCAAAAAAUGAUUAUCACUGAACAUCAUUGAACAUAAUCACCAGCACCAAACAACCAGAUUUGUCAGCACAAAAAGUAUCCUCAUGUUAAAACAAUUUUUUAAAAGUUCAUAUAAAGUGUCCUUUCUCCUCAUUCCGUCAUCUGACUGUUCACAGAAGCUGUCAGCAGGACCCCAUAGAAAGUUCCUUUCAGCUUAAACAAAAGUUAGAGGACACAGUAUUUGCAUAAUUUCAACACAUUUGAAUUUGACUCCUCUCAGAGUGUCAUAUAUAGUUCCUGCCUCCUCUAAACAAAGCCAAUUUACUACUGAAGUCAUCGGAACUGUUGUUUUUGAGAUCUAUUGCAUCAUUGAGGUUUUAUGACGAGUCUCCAGAGAAAGCCAGUCCAGACUCAUGGCCUGUUUCCAGCCUUGUCAACGCACAGCUGGAGAGGAUAUUAGCUUGUAAUAGCCCUGUUGCAGUGAGUAUCAUUAGGAUAGAUAUUCCUCCACUCAGAAAAAUAAUCAGCCAAAGUCCCUAAAUGACACUGACCUUAUCCUCAUGGUGAUGAUAACUGCACGCUCUGAAAUAAGACUGAAGGAGAAAAAAGCCAAAUUAAAGAGACAUGUUUGUCUUCAUUCGGAGUGUUGUUGUUGUUCCAGCCUGUUUAAAAGUGUGUUAAAACUUUGCACAUUUUGGUUGUUCUUAUGGCUUUUGUUUCUCUCUGUAAGGACCUGCUUUGACGUUGAAAAGUCUCCCCCCCCUCCUGUGUUUCCAUUAUCCACCUUAAUAAAAACACACAGAGUAAAGCAGACUGCCACCAUAUGACUCAGCGUGUCGCCGACUAUCACCACCAGAUUAUCUCAUUGCUGUGUGCAUGUCUCCCUCUGCGCAGCUCUCAUCAACCUGCUGAAGUUCCUGCUGUCGAAUGAGACCACACUGCUGGCCAAGCACAACAUCUUUCAUCUGGCCUUACUGGUGAGAAACGCACAGACACACUCGUUCAGUGUUCAGACAGGACUUUGACGGAGUACAACACAUAAUAGAAAUGAGUUUCUCGAGGGUGUGUGUAUUUUCUUGAAGUGAGAACAGAGCCAGAUGCUAAGUUAGCGGUGCUUCUUUUAUCCCAGCUGUGUGUGCGUGACUUAAAUGACAUAUCAGACCCUAAACUGAUCUUUUUUAAUCAGACCGUGUCUUUUUACUUCCUCAUUUCUCCGACUGAUUGGAGUGUGUUGGUCAUUUCACGUGUGUUUCCUUUUCCAGGUAGUGAACCUCUUCAACAUGUUCAUAACAUAUGGGGACACGUUCCUGCCCACCUCCAACAGUUACGACGAGCUGUACUAUGAAAUCGUACGAAUGCACCAGGUCUUUGACAACCUCUACUGUAUGGGUACGUUAGCGUGAAGAGGAUCGUGCAUCAUUCCAACAAAAAUCUCAAAUAUUAGCGCUCUUGAACGGAUGAAAUUUGGUUAAGAACUGGUUGUUGUGUACAGAAGAUUGUAUUACUGUGUCCAGCUCCUCUCUGUGCUGAUCUUACUUUUUCUUCAAAGCACUGGUUUAUUCCUUUAUCUUCACUUUGCAGUUUAUCCUUAUAAAUAUUGAAUUAUGCAAGUUUUCAGCUCGCCUUCUGUCUCCUUUCUGAACUUUCAAAGUAACUGUCAAAGAAAUUUAAUGUCCUUAAGAGUCCCCUAAACUCUCAGAGUUGAGUUAAAGUGUGUCUCUGUCUUUGUGUCUGAUCCUGUUUUUACUCUGCCUUUCAGUUUUGAGAGUAUCAACCAACACCGGCCAGUGGAAGGAGGCAGCCAGCAAGGUCACACAUGCGCUGGUCAAUGUUCGGUAAGAACGCACACAAGCCAAGACUGACAAAUGUUAAGGAGGAGGAAAGUUUCAUCAUCACAUUGCAGGAUUUAAAAAGGAAAGGUCAAAGUAAAGUAAAUGACGUCAAAGCUAUGAAGCUGUAAUUGGUACUAAGUUCCUUAUCCACAGCCUUGCUUUCUUUUACUCCUCUAGGCCCCUCUUUGAUCAUUUUUAAGCCUUUAUCUCCUAUACUCAAGCCCAGCUCCGCUCCAUAAACAUUUUGAACAAUGUCCCCUCUUUACUAGUUCCCCCAUAAUCUCUCGUCCUCCAUCGUCUCUGAGGAGGUGAUCCUAUGAGGUCACCCUGGCUUUGAGGACCCUAGGGGCCCCCUGUUUCAGCAGGAUCCUCCCCUAGGAUUCACCCUCUAAGGGGGCCCCUGAUGGAGCAGACUCCAUGCUUAUAUAAGGAGGCAUGAGAUGUCAAGUUAAUAUUUGAAAGAAUAGAUGGCAGGGAGGUAUAAAGACACAGUUGCAACCAACUCGCAUGAAGGAAUCAAAUCCACUUUGGUUCUCCCACAGUUAUCGACUCCAGGGUUCCUACUAUUCCUGCGAUUGCAUUCUUGUCUGAUAAACAAAUGCCUCUGAAAUAAACCAUUAAACUUAAACUUUAUUUCAUAGAACGAUAUCCUAAUGCUUGAAAUAUCGCCUCUGACUUAACAUCUCAAAUGUUUUGUUUUCCGUGCUGUAUGAAGGAAUCAAAAAGAAUAAACCGACUGGGACGAGAAGCAGGUGUUUUAGUCUGGGGAUAUUUUUCAAACUACAACCUUUUUGGCGAAUCUAGUGAACACUUCGUGGUAGGACGUGGUAGGGCGAUUUAGCAAAAAAAAAAAGAUGACGAUAUAUUUUGUCAUAUUGUCCGAUCUCAAUUAUUAUCACAAUUUUUUAUGCCAGUUUUUAAGCAUCUGUACUAAAAACUAAAGAAAUUAGAGAUUAUUUCAACAUUUUAUUAACAUACAAGGUAAAUAACAAAGCAAAUUGAAUAAAAUAAACUUGGAAAAAUACAAAAAACAUUUUAACUCAACAGAACAACAAAUGUAGAUAAAUACUAAAUAAUACAGUGAAGUAGUCUUGAGUGUUUUUGCAGGUAUGUAAGAUCCAAAAUAAACAAUCGCCCCCUCAGGGAUAAUGAAGACGCCUUAAAAUGUGAACAUUAGAUGAUGUAAAUGUAGGUGAUAUGAUUGAUUUCUGCUUUGGUCUGGUAGCUGCACCUCUAGUUGUAGCUAAACUGCUAAUGCUACUUGUGCAGUCAGCAGUGACAGGUUGUGCAGAAUCCACUUGCAUUUUCAUGCUUUCAGUAUAAUCACUCGGGAAGAACUUCUUCAAAUGAUUAAACCGAUCUGUUGUGUUGCCGGUUUUUGAGGGCAGUGACUCACGUUGAGUAGCUUUUCUUCUCAACAAUGGCAUCUUUGGAGAAUUACUCAAAGUCACGGCUGACACCUAUUUUGCUGCCCUCAGCUCCACGUUAAGCUCCAUGUUCAGUCAUUUUGUUUACUUCUCCUGUUUACUUUUCCGGCAACUUACAGAAGUGAGCAGGAGAAGCUCGACUCUGAUUGGCUGUUGUGAUGCAAAUUUCCACUCUGUUUAAUCAAGUAAAUAUGCUCACAGCUGAUCAGUGUGAACAAACUGAAAUUUAUCACAAUCAUAAAUCACGACCCAGUCCUACCUCAUGGUAUAACUCAAAAUGUUAUGAGACUUUGUCCUCCCUGAGCCGUCAGAUUUCUUCUCCUGUUGUUUUACAUUGAAUGCAAAUGUAGCUCAUAAAAACUGCCUGCUCAAUAUUUAUGUCUGACAAACAAACAUAAAUACACAAUAAUGACAAGAGGUGUGCUGUACGGAGAAGUCGCUGCAGCACACCCUCAGGCAUCGGACCGAAAAGGCUGACAUCAUCACUUUACAGAAGCUCUGAUAUUUCCCUGAAGCUGCUUCUCCCUGCAGUGUUCAGGUGAAUGCACAGAUGUUCAGAGACAGCUUGUUUUGACGCUCAGGUCCAGAUGAUAAUGAGAUGCACUGAGAUUUGAAAGGAUGGUGUUUGUGACAGAAAACUUGACUUUAUCCGUAGAUUAUUAUAUCCUGUAUCGCUGAGUCUGUUUGAACCGCAUCAGUCAGAUUUUUUUUUUUCUAACCAGACAAAAUCUUACACAAUCUUUCUCAUCUCAGAGAAGUACAAAAACUUUAUAACAUCAAUUCAAGUUUCAUAAAAACAAAGAAAAACAGCCGGCUGGAGAAGGGAGGCCUGUGUGGGCCGUAACACAAAAGAGAAAUUGUUUAUUUUUCAACUGGUAAAAACUCUUCAAACAUGAUUGGUGUAUCAGCAGAUUGAUGCUUGCAGCUGUGAAAUGAUGUCCUUGAAUUUAAUAGAAAAUGUUUGUGUCUUUAAGGGCCAUCAUCAACCAUUUUAACCCCAAGAUCGAGUCGUACGCCGCCGUGAACCAUAUCUCUCAGCUGUCAGAAGAGCAGGUAAACACAACACACCCUCAGCCCUCUUUGCAUGAACAAAACGUAACAUGGAAAUAAAGCAAAAACUCCCUGCUUCAACAUCUCGAAGCCGUUUGGUCACAAUACCCCUGAGAUACGUCUCGUGUCAUUUCAAAAGUAUAUCUGGAUGAAUUUUUUAGUGCGCCAUGGAGAACACAACGCGCUUUAGAGUGUUUUAGAGGGAGUUAGAGGGAAAGUAGUGACAGCUGUGUGUGUUCACAUGAAUACAAAACAUUUUACACAAUGACACACACAUUUGAACUGCACUGUAAACACAGCAAUGCCAAUUACUCUAUUGAUCCAAAUAUGAGCUUUUCUCUUGAGUUAGUCAUUAAAUGUAACUAUGGACAGCCUCCCUCAGCUGUCGCUCACAACUAAAGCGUGAAGAGACAUGCCCAGAGCUACUGAAACAAAGAAGAGGGACAAGUUAGUCAUCAGCCGGGGAGGAGUUAUGAUGACAAUAUUGAAAUAAUAGUUAUUGAUGCUGCAGAUUUGUUACACACUUGCCAAGAAAUGAAGUUGCACUGAGCCUGAUUUCUUAUAAUUAGCAUCAAACUACGUAAAAUAAGCAUGAGCGUGUUGUUAUAAAGCAAAUCAAAGGAACAUUAACCUGUUAAACAGCCUGCCAGACGUUUAAACUCUUAUGCCUCAUUUAUCAAUCAAUCAAUCAAUCAAUCAAUCAGUCUUUAUUUAUAUAGCACUUUUCAUACACGACAUUUAGCACUAAGUGUUUUACACAGAAAAAGGAAUAAAAGAAACAAAGAAUAAUGACACACACAUUCUCUGCCUAUUUACAAAUGUGAUCAAAUUUUACCUAAUUUAAAAGUUAAACUUAUUUUAAAAGACUGAUUGUUAAAAACAACUGUCUUGUUUAUUUUAUUUUCUAUUUUUUAUUUUUUUUAAUAAUUUUUUCAAAUUGAGUUUCAUGCUUUCACCACAGGGUACAUAAUCUUUUUCCAAACAGUACAAUCGCAUUACCUAUCAAACCAUAACAUAAUUUAUCACAAUCCACAUUCUUCCAUGGUGGUGCUGGAAUAACAUGAAACCCUUAUUCAUUUGUACACUAACACAGGAACAACAAAAUAAAAACACACAGUAAACAGUUUCAGCAUUUAAAUCCAUAUACUAUUCAUGCAGAUUCUAUUCUCUGCCCUAGUUUACAAAAAGAUGAAAAGUUAAAACACUGGAAAAAACAGAGGCCCCCUCUCUUUAUUCUUGGAAAGGAUUGAGGAGAUACUACCUGACGAUAGAAAAGACACUAGCUGAUGACAACAGUAAGGUGAAACAAUUUAAUGAUGUAUGGAAACAGAUUAAUGAAGCAGUAUGAAAUAUGAAUUAUUAAACCAUUCAGUCUUACAGGUACGGUAUAGAGGGGGUAGGGGAUCAGUGGAGAAUUCAGGACAGGGACCAGUGUUAAGUGUUUGUGUGUAUGAGGAACAACAGUCUUCAGAGAUAUUUCUCUGAAAAAUUUCUCUGCUUUAUCGUUUCCUCCUAAAUUAACAUUAUUUAUUAUUUAACUGAAGCAGGAAACCCUGAAAGUGUUGUGAUUAUAGAUCCGUGAUUUUAUGUCUAAUGCUCUGUUAUUGUGCGGGUUUCUUUGGCGUCUGAAGCCGUUUAAAGAACGAUGAAUUAUGCUCACAGCUGGAGUCCCUCUGUUGGAUCACUAAUCUAAUAGUGAUCUAACAGGACUACUACCUGAAAGCUGGACUUCCUUUCAUCUUAAGUGGAAAAACUUGUGACUGGAGGAAGGCUGAACUUCACCGUAGUGAGCAUUGUGAGCUCUAUUUAAAACCUAAUCAUUAAUGUUGAACCAAUGAGGAUAGAAUAGAGUAGUCUGUAUUUUUUUACAGGCUGAUAAGAGGGUGAUGGAUUUGGUAAUUACACUCUCCAAUUACCUCUCUGCUUUUAUCCACAAGAUUUAUUCACAACAGAGAGGGAAGGCCGAAGUUAACUUAUGAGCUGAAGGUUUUUAUAUGAUUUCCCUCUAGUGAUUUAACACCUAUUACACACAGGAGAUAAAGAAACUUUGUUUUUCAAUUAGGCCCUGGGUUUGAGCUGUCCCUUUUAACACUUCCUGAAAAGUAAAUGUUGUUGUGGAGAGACUGUAGUACAGUCAUGUCAGCUAAUUCAGGGAUCAAACAAAGGCUCUGCUGCUGUAUGAAUAAAUAAAUACUUGAGAGAGUGGUUACGAUCAAAUCAUCAGAUGGAGAAAUCCGUCGUAUCAAUAAGACAUGGAGCAGAGUGAACUUAUUCAUGAACAUAUGCCUCAGUAACUGUUUCUACCUGCACUGGACAAGAGCGCAUAAAAUCAAAACAUAUUCUGUGACCAUUUUCAGACUGAUUUUUACUCUACAUCUACAAUAACUUUUUUUUUUGAUCCAAUGAAAAUAAGAAGUAAACACAAAACUCACGAACUGGGUUGGCAGCCGAGAUUUUUAACUUUAAAAGAACAAAUGGCUUCAGCAGCUCUUUGUAUUCCACAUUCUGGCACUGUGCUUUAGUGUUGGACAUGUUACUUUUAUAAAGUAAUUAGUUACUAACUACUUCUACCAAGAAGUAACUGAGUUAGUAACUGACUUACUCCACUAAAGAAGUAACCAGCUACCAGGGAAAGAAACUAUUGCGUUACUUUUUUCAUCUUUUUCUUUUUUUUUUAUAUGUUGAAGAAUUUGAAAUUUUUUCCAAGCGGGUUUCCAAAGACAGUUCGUCUUUGUUAGCGGAGCUCACGUUAGCUGGCCUGCUAUCAUCACCAUGUUGUUAACAACGAUGUUUUGGGCCACUAGUUCUGUAGAAGCUUCAGUGGAUUAGAGUUGCUUACAACGAACGUGGACAAACACUUCACUCCGGGACAUAGUGUACGCCUCACAUAUAUGUUCUUGCCUUUAACCUCAAGGAGAUUAAUGUAGUGUCUGUACUUCCCCUUUAAAACGCCAACUUUCCCUCUGAACUCGCCAUUGCUGCAGCUUCCCUCUGCUAGUUUGUGUGCGUGAGGCUUCUGCGAGCAUGUGUGGUUUAUGUACAAACCAUAAACUGUAUAUAGAAUGGACGUCGUCUGCCUCCUCGCUGGGUGAAGCCACUCCGAGAACAGCACCCUCUGUUGAUGGGCUGCAGUAUAGGUCAUCAAUCCCGCCUCCGCCAGCAAAGCUUAUGGAGCUGUGGACAAACUUUAGAAAUUAAUCACACAGAACAUAAUUUUUCUCCCCCCUGCUUGUGAUGUUGACAUGUAGUUAUUGUUAGACUGGUUUGUGUUCAAGUCCUCUUUUUUCUGUUCAGCUCUGUUUUUAAAAGUUAUAAGAGGGUUCAUGUUUUCUUUGAUUGACACUUAAUACAGCCUAUUGGCGUUCAGGAAUUGCGUAGCUCAGCCGGGGGAUACGCUGUUUGAGCCGAGCGUCAUCACAGUGACUCUUGGCGACUCUCCCGUCAAAUGCGCACAACGCUACUGCGCAGCGCUGGUUUCAGGAAAUUAAGAAAAAUCCCAGAAAUACAGAGACCUUUUUGCUUCAAAUCCAUAUACAGGCGGAACCAAGUUGUCCAUGGUAUAUACAGUCUAUGGUACAAACUGAACACUGCCUCUGAUGGGCUUAGCAUGAAAUCUUACUCUGCCUUGUCACCCUCCACCACCACCAAAGGGGGAAAAACCCCCCAGUAAUUUUCAACUUCUGAGGCUGAGAUGAACCAAGUCGAAGGACAACGGUUUCACUGAGUAGUUUGUAACGCGCCUCAUUAAAUUGUCUGUAACAGUAACGGUUGUAACGAUGAAAAUAGUGAUUAGUUAGAUUACCCGUCACUGAAAAAAUAACACUGUUUAUUUUACUUUCGUUAUUCCCAUCACUGGAUAUGAGCGAAAUGUACUCUUGUUCACACACUGAUAUUGAUUAGACACAUACCUUAAAACACGUCAUAUUCCAGUUAAAACAGACAAAUAUUUAUGUUCCCUGUGGCAGCGUCAGUGUGAACAACUCCCAGAAGAGCAUGGAUGAACAGACAGUGUCCAGUAAAGAUAAACAGCUAGAGAGAUGCUCUCAUUACGACUUAAGAGGUUAAACCCCUUGUGAUGUUUUUCUGUUUGGAUAAAAGGCUCAGACCAUGAACUGCUAUAACCCCGCUUUGUUUUUCUCUACCCUGUCCUCCUCUACACUCAUCAGCUUAAGGUGACUGUAUUUUAGAAAGAUAUUUUCGGCAGUACCAUUCAUUAGAAAAUGUGUGUCACUGGUCUUAAAAUUGAGUUAAUAGUUUGAACGAAAAAUAACACACAGCAGGAGAGAGCUGAAUGAAAACAGUAAGAGCUGACAAGUCGCAUCUGACCUGAACAAAAUAAUAUUUCAUCAGAGACAAAAUGUUAAGAGUCCUGUUUUCAGAGCAGCAUGACUCAAACCUUUAUAAUGGGGCAGAGCAGAGGAGGAAAAAGCAGGAAGGGUAAUGUGUUGAUCUAUUUCAGAGACAUUCAAAAGUCACUUCUUUGUCUUUCUUCCUCUUCUUCUUCUUCUUGAGUGUAUAUAAUGUGUGUGUCCAUACAUUUCACUUACUCCUAUUUCUGACAAUACAGCACUUAUGAUUAGCACUUAUCUGUGCUUUCAAAUCACAUCCAUACGCAUACAUAUCCUGUCUCUGUUUGAAUAUGUAAAAUUUCUUGAUCUGAUUAAAAAUUUGAGGGAUCGGAUAAUCUGAAUCCACUGUUUAUAUGAGUGUAAAAUCAAAUAAUCUGAUCAUGACGUGUGUGUAUACAUGCACCAAGUUUUAUUCAGAUUAGAAGCAUUUGGACAUGUGCAGAGUUGUCUGAUUUCACUAAAUCAACCACAGAAGAAGAAGAGUUGUAUUUACGUAUGUGCUGUCAACAAACCAACAAACGCCGUAGUGGCUCGUCAACCAAUUCAGGAUGUUCCCCCCUGUUAAAUAUUGUCACUAGAUGGCACCCUUACUUACUUAUUUUACUGUUCUGUCAAAGGUUGCACUGUGCUUUCAAAUGUAACAUCAUUAUGCCGUAUGAAUGCCUUAUUAUGUUAUUGGAGGAGCAGACACGGCACCUGCGGUUGUGUUUUAUGCCAGAGUGUUAAUAAUGAAACCUCCUGUACUGACCUCAAUCAAUAAACCAAAGGCUUAAGAGUGAAGAUCGAUUCGGGUUAGAGAGUCACGAUCAGAAUAAGUUUUUACAUGGACGCCAAUAACGAUCGGCAUAAACCACCCUUCUCGAUCGGAAUACAAUUUCUUACCGAUUGAGCCGAAUUGGUUUAGAAUCUUCCGAUCGACAUGUUUAUUCCGAUAAUUUGUGUCCAUGUAAACACAGCUAGUGUGACCUUAUGACCUUGUGGGCGGUAUCCUUUGAGUGACAUUUCCUGUUGAGGUGCACAUCAGGUCAGAUCUGGGGUAUCAAAUCUGCCAUGUCACAGAGAUGUGCUUUUGACCCCGUACUAUCUGCCUGAAGUGUUUCCACUCGCUGCAGUUACACUAUAAGAUAAAUGGCCUCUACAAACCCACUUCAUUAAAACCAAGCUGCUGUACUCUCUUUCUGUCACACACAUUUCAAUAUUCGAGUCCAGAAACACACUCCUGCUUUGAAAUGACGCUUUAAGAUAAACAGGAUGAUGACUGUGUGUACGCAAUCAUGUCUGCUUACUGAUGCAGAAAGUUACCCUGUGUGUUUGUGUGUGCGUGUGUGCGUGUGUGCGUGUGUGCGUGUGUGCGUGUGUGUGUGUGUGUGUGUGUGUGUGUGUGGGCAUAAUGCUGAAGCAAACACUUAUCAUUCGAUCAUAGAAGCAGUCUGAUAAAGAUUACGUCGUCUCUCCGUCUCCUCUAAACCUUUUCAUUAUUCUUGCUCUCCUGUUAUUUUUUCCUCUCUAAUCCAUCGGUCACGGCUCACUUUCUCCUCCUCCUCCUACUUUCUCCUCUGCUUUUUUCCCCAUUUGUCAUGAUUGUCAACAAACCCUAAUGCAUAUUUGUUGAGGUUUUUAUUCAGAUGUGCCUCAACGUUUUCUCAGAGAGAGAGAAGAGGAUGAUGAAGAAGGAGGAUAUGAAUUUUUCAUCAGUGUACUACGAGAGGUUGAAAUGAAAACAACAGAAAAGAGAAGAGCUUUAGAUUCAUUAGAGGGAAAAAAAAAAGGAGAGAAAUGUUUUCUGGUUUCUCACACUCUCCAUAAAUUGCAGAAUGAUGUGUCAGCUGUUCUCUGAAUUUACUGUCAAGGCUAAAGGACAAUAAGUUGUUCUGCGAACAUAAACCGUAAACAUCCUCUCUAUAUAAAAGACUGGAUUGUCCAAGAAAUGUGUGUUUUUGUGGGGGCCUGACAAAGUUCAGCUCAUGCUCUCACAGUGUUUCCUGGUGUGUGGAGCUUCCAUGCACAGACAUUAAUAAACGAAUGGAAAAGGUCUGGUUAGGGGCUAUUUCACAGAUUAAUGGGGGAACGGCAGGGGUGGAAGUGUGGAAAAUCUCUGCAUAAUUAGCUCUGAUUUAGCUCACCUUAUCGCAGCUGGACUGUACCUCAGGCAAAUGUGCACAUGAAAUCACAGUACACACACUCACUUCAACAGAAUGACUCGGCUGUAUUUAUACUCUGACCUUAAAGUGGAUGAAGCGGAUUCUCCUAAAUGACCUCCUCACAAAAGAGUAGAGAUGGGAAUUGCUAAGAAUUUAGCAGUUCCGCUUCCAUUAUCAGUUCUCUUAUCGAUUCUCAUUGAGUAAGAAAUAAGAUAAUACAAAUAGUCUUUUUUGCAUUAACUCUUUAAUAUUGUCACCUUUGGACAGAAGCUGUGUCUUAUCCAUGCACGAAUAAGUUGUUAUGUGACCUUCCCUUUGACCACAAAUCUGCUCCCAGUUUGGUGACAUUCGUUUAUCUUCGCCUCUGUCAUUUUACUCUUUCUUACUUGGUGAAAGGGGCUGCCAAAGGUGUGUGAUAGCUACCCGCUGUAGCCUCUGAGCUAGUAUGAUCUGGCAGUCAUCGUCAUCUAAGAGUCUGAUAAGACCCCUUUACUGUUUACAUUGCUAACCUGUUUGUGAUCAAUAAAAGAAAGGUGGAAUAUAGUGGGUUGUCACGCUACCAUGGAGGAUUACCAAUAAAGACUGCAAAUGCAACCUAAAAAUUGGACUUUGACAUAGAGCUGGGCGAUAUGGCCUCAAAUUAAUAUCACGAUAUAUUGAGCAGUUCACCUUGAUAACGAUAAAUGGAUGAUAACUACUCCACAAGCUGCUCACCCCCUCCCACAUUAACUUCGUCUACUUCAGCCGCUCCAACUUUUGAACCGUCCUCCAUCUCCUCACCUGUCUUUCCUUCAUCACUACGGACUGGAUGGGGUGGAGUCACGUCUCGACGUAGGACAGCGUCUUAAAGGGACAUGAGACCAUAGCCUACCUACACACAUCAAAAAACAACUUUUAUUUAUUUAUUUAUUUUGACACAGAAUAUACCGAUAUGGGGAAAAUGACGUUGGUUAGAGUCGUAAAUUUUGGUUUCGGUAAAUUUUCAGUUUAUCGCCCAGCCCUAACAGAGGAUUACCAAUAAAGACUGCAGAUGCCACCUGAAAAAUCGGACUUUGACAAAUGGCACAUGACCUCCAGGUCAGUGCAAAGUCAGUGAGCAGAUAGAAGAACCUCAGCAGGUGGACAGAUGUUUCGUAGAGAGACUCAGCGUGAACACCAGAGAGACAUGAAGCACACAGGUCACUUGAUGCUAAUGACUUUGGUAUCUGUGAAUGUGUCAGACUGCCAGUUAUCAAGACACAGACUCUGACUUUGGUGUCUUUACAAAAGAAAUCCUCCUGAGAAAAAGACAUACUCACAGGACAGCUUUGUAUGAAACCUGUGUCAGAAGAAAGCAAUGUUGUAGUCAGUCUGUGUUUUUGGACGGCAGUCUUGUGUAGGUAUUUGUUCAAUGUAUGUUUGAAGUUAAUUCUGCUUUUGUUUGCAAGUCGUUUCCCACCUUCAUUCAAUAAAAUACACUACCUAGACAAGAUAUUUAAUGUUCAAACUGAUAAACCGUUUCUCUCCUCUAUCAUUCCACUAGGUUCUGGAGGUGGUUCGGUCCAACUACGACACACUGACCCUCAAACUGCAGGAUGGUUUGGACCAGUUUGAGAGAUACUCGGAGCAGCCCAAAGAGGCUGCGUUCUUCAAGGAGCUGGUAAGAGAGAGAGAGAGAGAGCGAGUCGAGAAGAAGAGUCGGUGCUCCGUACAUUAGUACAUAUCAGAUUUAUACUGCAGGCCAAGUGCCAAAGAAAAUCCAGUACAGUGGUUCUCAAGGGGGGCCAGGACUCUCGGAUUAUUGGGAGGUGUAGGGCUUCGUCUCCUCUAAGGCUGUCAAAAUGUUCUGAUAAAUCAUAGUUAAGACACUUUUUUUGAUUAUUCAAGCGGGUCCUGGGGGUUCAACUUUUCUCAGAUUCAAGUAGGGGGGACUCCAAAGAAAAAAGUGCAUGUGUGUCUAUAAAAUGAAAGUGUCCCUAGUUAAAGAAAAAUACCUUUUACAGAACUAUACAGAGCUAGAUGUGAAGGUGUUGUCGUCAUUAGUGUUUAAACUAAGGAGGAUGGCAUGAUGGCUCCCCAAAAGUGAAGCCAGAAGCUGUCCUUCUGCAGAGGUUACCAUCAUAGUUGCAGCUGCCAAAUGCCGAAAUCACCCUCCUAGCAGGUGACCCUGUAGCAACCUUAUGAAACCUUUUUUUUUUUUUCAGGAACUAAAUAGUGUGUUGAAGGUUUAGGGACCGGGAUCAAACCUCAGCUUCUUUCUUCUGCAUUAAUGUUGUCAUAUUGUGUAUUAAUGGGUUUCCACCGCUCUGCCUCCAGGUUCGCUCCAUCAGUCUGAAUGUGAGGAAGAACGUCUCUCUGAACACACUCAGUCAGGACAUCUUGCUGAAAGAGUUUUCAACCAUCUCCUGA